AUGUCACUUAUUGUAAGAUCUGUGGAUUAUUUAACAACUCUAAAAGUUGAAGAACACUUUCUAGGUUUCUUAAAAGUGGAAGAAACCACUGGACUAGGACUUUUUGAGGAGCUGAAAAACCUUUUGGAGAAGCUUAAGAUUGAUUUUGAUGAUAUCAGAGGACAAGGUCUUAAUCUUAUGCUUCUGGAUAUGGCUAAAUCAUGUCCUAAAGCAGAAUCAUUUUUCAGUGUUAUGCAGCGGAUAUACAAGUUGUUUUCAAAAUCUACAAAACGUUGGCAAGUAUUUAAAAAACAUGUGACUGGUUUCACUGUUAAGCCGUUAUCGGAUACUCGAUGGGAAAGUCAUAUAGAGAGUGUUAAAGCAAUACGAUUCCAACUUCCUAAAAUAUGGGAUGCUUUGCUAGAGUUGUCGGAAUCUAUUGAAUUUAGUGCGAAAACAAGGGGAGAAGCUGAUUCGUUAUUGACACGCGAGAUCGAUAAUUUUGAAUUUAUAUUUGGCAUGGUUGUUUGGCAUCAUUUUCUGCUUGCAGUCAACUCCGUCAGCAAAUUGUUACAAAAAGAGGAUAUGCAUCUUGAUAUUGCCAUUGACCGAGUAAAUGAUCUACUUUCUUUUUUUGUAAAGUGCAGGGAUACUGGAUUCGAAGAGUUAUUGGAAGAAGCUACUAAGUUGGCAGCAACAAUUGGUAUAGAACCUACUUUCUAUGAGCCACGAAUCAUUCGAAAGAGAAAACAUUUUGACGACAUUAUGACCGAAGAAGAAGCACCAUUAUCAGGUAAGCGAUCUUUUGAAGUUAACUAUUUUAAUUAUAUAGUAGACCAAGCUAGAUUCUCACUGGCUAGUAGGUUUGAACAAUUUCAUGAGUUCAAUGAAGUUUUUGGGUUCUUAUUUCAAGUAAAGAAGUUACACUCUCUUGAUGAUAGCACUUUAAAGGCGUGUUGUAUCAAGCUUCAAAAUUACCUAAAGCAUGGCAUGAGUUCCGAUAUUGAUGGACAUGACUUGUAUGCUGAACUGAAAGUUCUAAAAAGUUAUUUGCCGGAAGAGACUGAAAGGGCAAUUGAAGUGUUGAAUUUUUUGAAAGAUAUGGAAGGUUGCUACCCGAAUGCAGAAAUCGCAUACAGGAUUUUAUUGACAAUUCCAGUUACAGUUGCCUCUGCAGAAAGAAGUUUUUCAAAGUUGAAGCUGAUCAAGUCUUAUCUGCGAUCGACAAUGUCACAAGAAAGAUUGAAUGACUUAGCAAUGUUAUCUAUCGAGGUUGAUAUGGUGAAGAACAUUGAUUACGAUGCCAUAAUUGAUGAGUUUGUAUCGAGGAAGCGAAGAAGGUCAUUUUUUAGUAGACUAGCUACUUUUAUGUAG
This is a messenger RNA of Papaver somniferum (opium poppy), 1353 nucleotides long. RefSeq lists its product as uncharacterized. The record is from RefSeq and is a predicted model, not a curated record. The transcript is spliced from 2 exons. Lineage: Eukaryota; Viridiplantae; Streptophyta; Magnoliopsida; Ranunculales; Papaveraceae. The coding region runs from base 1 to 1353 and encodes 450 amino acids. Gene Ontology annotation, molecular function: protein dimerization activity.